CGCACCGUGGUUUGUUUACAUGUACGACUUUCUCCGACUUUCUGGGACGUUAUUUUAUGCCGCUUCUUUUUCGGUCUCAUUUUGUCCACCAAACUUUUAACGUUGUGCGUGAAUGCACAAAGUUCUUCCCUUACGGGGACGCGUCCAAGUUCGCCCAGCACGCCUUCAGGACUUUCGACAAGAACGGCGACGGCACCAUCGACUUCAGAGAGUUCAUCUGUGCGCUGUCCAUCACGUCUCGGGGCAGCUUUGAGCAGAAACUCAACUGGGCCUUCAACAUGUACGACCUGGACGGGGACGGCAAAAUAACACGGGUGGAGAUGCUGGAGAUUAUUGAGGCGAUCUAUAAAAUGGUGGGCACGGUGAUCAUGAUGAAGAUGAACGAGGACGGCCUGACGCCCCAGCAGAGGGUGGACAAGAUCUUCUCCAAGAUGGACAAGAACAACGACGACCAGAUCUCGCUGGAGGAAUUCAAGGAGGCGGCGAAGAGCGACCCCUCCAUUGUUUUACUCCUGCAGUGCGACCUGCAGAAAUGAGGUGAGCGGGCGAGCGGAACCAGCCGCCGAGCCGCUGCCACGGACUGCAUAGAAAGAUAUUUAUGUUCCAUUCAGUUUGCAGCUACUUCCACUUAACUACAACAAAACAGACACACAC
Molecule: messenger RNA, 654 nt
Organism: Nerophis ophidion (straightnose pipefish)
Lineage: Eukaryota; Metazoa; Chordata; Actinopteri; Syngnathiformes; Syngnathidae
Product: visinin-like protein 1
Exons: 3
Coding region: 57-536 (159 amino acids)
Molecular function (GO): calcium ion binding
Source: RefSeq, a predicted model, not a curated record